UUUCCUGUUGCAUCUUUGAUAUCGUUUCCUAGACUCUGCUCCAUGAUUUAAUUUGGAAUUCUGAAAUGAAGAUGGAGGAGACAGUGGGAAAAGUAGAAGAACUCAUUGAGUCUGCAGCCCCACCAAAAACCUCUGAACAAGAGACGGUCAAAGAGGAAGAUGGUUCUGUAGAACUGGAAUCUCAAGUUCCGAAGGAUGGUGUAGCUGACUCUGCAGUUCUUUCUUCAAUGCCCUGUUUGUUGAUGGAACUGAGAAGGGACUCUUCGGAGUCUCAGUUAGCAUCCACAGAGAGUGACAAGCCCACAGCUGGCCGAGUCUAUGAGAGUGACUCCUCUAAUCAUUGCAUGCUUUCCCCUUCCUCUAGUGGUCACUUGGCUGAUUCAGAUACGUUGUCUUCUGUAGAGGAGAAUGAGCCCUCUCAAGCAGAAACAACAGUAGAAGGAGAUACUUCAGGAGUGCCUGGUGCCACUGUUGGGCGCAAGUCCAGGAGGUCCCGUUCUGAAAGUGAAACAUCUACUAUGGCUGCCAAGAAAAACCGGCAAUCCAGUGAUAAGCAGAAUGGCCGAGUCACCAAGGUUAAAGGUCAUCGGAGCCAAAAGCACAAGGAAAGGAUCAGACUACUGAGGCAGAAAAGGGAGGCUGCUGCAAGAAAGAAGUACAACUUGCUGCAGGACAGUAGUACCAGUGAUAGUGACCUGACUUGUGACUCAAGCACGAGCUCAUCAGAUGAUGAUGAAGAGGUUUCAGGGAGCAGCAAGACAAUCACUGCAGAGAUACCAGAUGGACCUCCAGUUGUAGCUCAUUAUGAUAUGUCUGACACCAGCUCUGACCCAGAAGUGGUAAAUGUGGACAAUUUAUUGGCGGCUGCAGUAGUUCAAGAGCACAGUAAUUCAGUAGGCGGCCAGAACACAGGAGCUACCUGGAGGACCAGCGGGCUUCUAGAGGCAGGUCAUUUGGAUCCAGGAUUCCUAGCAGGUGACAAAACAUCUGUUGGCAAUGCACCACUUAACGAAGAAAUUCAUAUUGCCUCUUCAGACAGUGAAGUGGAGAUUGUGGGUGUUCAGGAGCAUGCAAGGUGUGUUCACCCCCGAGGAGGUGUGAUACAGAGUGUUUCUUCCUGGAAGCAUGGCUCUGGCACGCAGUAUGUGGGCUCCCGGCAAACACAGUCAUGGACUGCUGUGACUCCCCAGCAGACUUGGGCUUCACCAGCAGAGGUUGUUGACCUGACCUUGGAUGAGGAUAGCAGACGUAAAUACCUACUGUAAUGCAAUGUCACUGUUUCUCUGCACUGUUCCCUUUCACCUCCUCCUCUUUGUGACAUGGAAGUUCAUUGUCAUAGCUGCAGCUUCAGAAGCUGUUUGUGGCAUUUGUGGAAUUGAAAUUCAUGAUAACCUCCCCUCCUCUUUUUAUUAAAAUAAUUCACUUAGGAAAAUAACUUAUCACAGAGAAAAUAAUUUUUUUCUUUUCCUCCAUAAGAAUAUGAGAAUGGCGGAUUUUAUUAGACAACUUCAUUUUGCUUGGUGACUUACCUUAAAAGUCACCCUCCAUUUAGAAUAAUAUUUUACUUACUAGUCAAAAUGGAUUUCAGGUUUUGAAUCUUAUAUUUAUUUUUCUGAAUAAUGAAAUUAAUAAUUAAUAUCUAGAUGUGACCACCCUCUGUCUGCCUCACUGUCACUCCUACUCUAGGGCAUUUGCGCUCACAUCAGUCAGGUCCUCCUCAUUGGCACCUGGUAGGGCAUGUGCAUUUAGAAAACCCUUCCUUUACAGUGGAAGACAGAAGUAUUAUAAAAUAUAUUUUUUCUUUAGUGUAUGUCUUCUGCCUUCUUUCCUGACAUAGCUCCUUGUCAAUUUGCCAUGACACAAAUAUUUGAAAUGCCCCCUCCCUUUAUUUCCAGAUACUAUUAAGGGGACUCAAUUGGUCUCCUGUUGCAAUAAUUGUUAAUUCUUUGAGAGUUUCUGGAUAUCUGAAGAGUGCAUUGAGAGAUCAGUGGGAAAUCUCUCUCUCAGCUUUUCCCCCUGGUUUAUUCAACUAGGAAGGCAAACAUGGAAACUAGUUACUUGAGUAGGAAGAAUUUAAGAGGCUGUGUGGCAUCUAAGUCUGUAGGCACUUGCAAAUCUGAGAGGAAAGUGCCUUUUCUUGCAGCUGGUUGCCCCAGAGAGGAUGUGUGACAACUGUGUAACUGGACCUCAUGCUGUGUUUGCGUAGUUUUCUUUGCCUUCUAAGAUAUAUACACAAGAGAAAUGAAAACAUACCUUAAGAAGUCAGAUGCAAAGCACAUUGAUAGUACUUUAAGUCUUACAAUGUCUAAAAGGAUUAGUAAAGGGUAAUAGAAACUUCAGGGAAUUUAGGAAAUGCCAGCAGAGGAAUUUUGUGGCAUUAGUUACUACCUUUUUUCCUAUACUGUUGUAGUUACUAGUGAAGUACUUUAAAAAGCAAUACCUAGAAUAAGAACACCAUGUAUUGUGCACCGGGGGAGUGAAGUAAUACUGGCUCAGAAGACUUCACGUUUGUUUUAGUGGGUUUUGAUUCUGUUUGCAUUGUUACAUGCUUUGUUGCCAUGUCCUUUUGCCUCCCUCCUUAUGCCUUGCUGGUUCUUCCUGAUUGUAGGAGGAGACCAGCCAUUUUCAUUCAGUGCACACACAAUUGACUAAGGACCCAUACUGCAUAGAACACUGUGCAGGGUGGAUGCUGUGGAGGCCUGAGGGGAAUGAGACACAGCCUGCAUGCUCAUGCAUGAGUCUGCCUGGCAUUUUCUUUUUUCUUACGUAAAGACAAGUUUAUUCUUUUAUUCCCCUUCUUGUUACUUCAGGUCUUCUGUAGAUUUCUUCAGUAGGUAUGUAUUUGAGCACGUGUCCUUUGAUCUUUUCUGGUGGUAUUCAUUUGAUCUGCCCUCUGCUCACCAACUUCUCUCUUUUUUUUUUUUCCUUCAGUCUACUACUAAUUAGGCUUUAAAAAUCAUGAAUCUCCAGUGUCAGUACAUCAUUUAUCGCUCUCACCUGGCCACAAUCCUAGACAGAAACCAAAGACCCAGAGGCCAGAGCGAAACAGAACUUUGAAAAUUCACUGCUGGUGUAUCUUUGGACCUUCACAUCUUGCUUUAGGAUUAAUUUAUUGAGUUUUACUGUUACACAUUUUUUUUUUACUUGAAUUAAAAUACUCAACAAAGGAGAAACAUAAUUUCUGGUCUUUGCUUUCCAGAAAAUCAUUGAUAAGAGAAUAUAGUGGAGUGUAUGACUUGAAGUUUUCAUAGCUUAUAUCUCCCCCAGUAUCAGGGCACAGCCCCAUUUUAAAGAAUGUUUUCGCAUUACUUAUUUUCUUGUUAAUAAUGUUUUGUUCAAGUCUAUACAGUAGGUGAUUUCCCCUGACAUUUUCUUUAGUCCCUAUUAGCCAUCCCCUAACUUUGGGUGCACUGUGGAUUGGGGACAGAAGGGAGUUGUAACUAAGCUCUUUUCUGGCUUUUUGCCUUUAUCUUAGGUUGUACAAACAGAUCCUUACUCCUGAUGCAGGUCCCUGACUACUUGACUUGGUGCAUCAGAACAAAGAUGUAGGCAUUAAUAUGCAAGGAGUGAAGGGAUGCUUGAGGCUGUCGGCUCUCUAAAAAGUAUGGACUUUCCCAUCUGAUAACUAAUUAAGAGGGCAUCCAAACUCCUCUGUUAUUGCACAUCCAGGAGAGUGGGAAUGUGGUUUCUGGCAAGGUGUUAAUCAAAUUUUGUGACAUAUAACUCUCAGAACAUUUGAAAUUUUCUUAAAGAGUAUUGUUUUCUAAUUAAAGUUUUACAUUUGGUAGCGUAAGUAGUUCUUUAUGCUUUGCCAAGAUAUUGUUUGAGGGAUACAGUGGGAUCACAUAUUGGUUUAUGACACAAAUGUGGUUAAUUCCCUUCCCCUCCAAUUUGAAAAAUCAGA
Peromyscus eremicus (cactus mouse) is the source of this 3904-nucleotide messenger RNA. It is a transcript of the gene Ark2n, whose product is annotated as arkadia (RNF111) N-terminal like PKA signaling regulator 2N. The coding region runs from base 66 to 1265 and encodes 399 amino acids. The record is from RefSeq and is a predicted model, not a curated record. The transcript has 4 exons. Lineage: Eukaryota; Metazoa; Chordata; Mammalia; Rodentia; Cricetidae. Gene Ontology annotation, biological process: ubiquitin-dependent protein catabolic process. Gene Ontology annotation, molecular function: ubiquitin protein ligase activity.